AUGCUUUCAAAUGGUGUUCUUUACAAGGGGUCAAUGCAGAAGGGGACGCUCUGGUGCUUCAGCCUGUGCAUUUUCUUGUCAGGUGUAAUGAAUAGCGGUGGAAAAGGUAUUUCUGUGCCUUUGACGGAAGCAACCGCCUACCCAGAGUUUCAAUUUGCGAGUGGCUGUCGAGCACAAAUUCCGACUUCCGCUGGGAAGCAGACACCCAAAAGCCUUAAUGCAAGUCCUGCUAUCGCUCACAUCGUCCAAGUCAUUAGGACGGUGGAGGCUAUUGCAGCAGUCUCCACGGAGCUCAUUGCGGAGUUCAGCGCGGCCACCGUCGAGAUUGCGGCCGAUAAGACCAGCGGGGAAGUAUCUGCCCAUCCCUGGGUGGUUGCCACCGGCCCCCCCUACUUCUGCCGACCCCGCGCCUUCCAAGAGCUCUUGUGGGAGUUGCGGUCUAUCCGAGACAUUGCGCUCUGCCUCGUCGCUACUCCCGGGGGAUUCGAAGGGCCCGGGGGACGGCGAGACAAGUCGAAUGAACGAAGCACACAUCGGGUGGGAGAAGAAAAAGCGUCGAGAGGGAAAGAAGUGCAGAAGCGGGGGAGGGCAGAAGAAGAACGGAAGCUGAAGGCGGAAGAAAAAGCGAGAGAACUUGCGGAGGAAAAGCGAAGGCGGAAGGUGGAGAAGCAAGAAGCGCGCCGGGCGGAGGAAGAUCAGAGGUGGAAGGCGGAAGAAGAUCGGAGGCUGGCGGAGAAAGAAAAGCGAGCAGCGCGUCGGGCGGAGAAAGAGGGCGGAAGAAGAGCGGAGACGAAAUGCCGAGAAAGAUUAGCGCGAAGCGCGUCGAGCGGAAGCAGAUCGGAGGCGGAAGCGGAUAGGGAGCGAAGACAAGCAAGGCUAGAAUUUUUUUGCGUCGGUUUACGAAACGAGCGAAAGAAGAAGAAGAAAAAGAACGCCGGGCAAAGGCACAGCAAAGGGGGCCAGAAAAAAAGAGGGGUGGAUCGGGCGGGUAAGGCGGUCGCAGAGGUUGAGAGGAGACGGAGGAAGAGCGGGCGAAAACGAGGCAACGUGCAGGUCAAAGAGUGA
Messenger RNA from Klebsormidium nitens, 1065 nucleotides. The record is from the annotation of a GenBank genome assembly. Lineage: Eukaryota; Viridiplantae; Streptophyta; Klebsormidiophyceae; Klebsormidiales; Klebsormidiaceae.